This is a messenger RNA of Triticum aestivum (bread wheat), 1514 nucleotides long. RefSeq names its product cinnamoyl-CoA reductase 1. The record is from RefSeq and is a predicted model, not a curated record. Bases 141 to 1172 code for a protein of 343 amino acids. The transcript is spliced from 6 exons. Lineage: Eukaryota; Viridiplantae; Streptophyta; Magnoliopsida; Poales; Poaceae. Gene Ontology annotation, molecular function: oxidoreductase activity, acting on the CH-OH group of donors, NAD or NADP as acceptor.
UUGUUAGUGCGCGUGAAGCCAUCCACACGAGCCGCUUGUGGCGAGAGACAGAGAGUCAAGAAUGGUUGUCCUGUGAAACGAUAACGAAGACUCUCGCGUCCUCUCACCUACACUGAACUCUGAACUCUGAACAACAGGAGAUGGCGACGUCGUCCCCGCCGCCGCCCCGCGUGUGCGUCACCGGCGGCAACGGGUUCAUAGGCUCGUGGCUCGUCAAGCUGCUCCUCUCCCGCGGCUACGCCGUCCACGCCACCGUCCGCGACCCACGUGAUCCGAAGAACGCGUUCCUGGCGGAACUGGACGGAGCCCCGGCGAACCUGCGGCUGUUCAAGGCGGACAUGCUCGACUACGAGACGGUGGCGGCCGCGUUCGCCGGCUGCGAGGGCGUCUUCCAUGUUGCCACUCCAGUGCCCGAUCAAAAGAUGGUUGACCCACAGAAAGAGAUGAUGGAACCUGCUGUCAAGGGCACCAUGAAUGUGCUCAAGGCUUGCUCAGCUACGAAAGUUCAUAAACUCAUCGUGGUCUCGUCCAUCGCCACUAAUUGCUUCAACCCGGAUUGGCCUCGAGAUAAAAUCAAAGAUGAGAGCUGUUGGUCAGACAAGGAGUUCUGCAGACAGACUGAGAACUGGUAUUCUCUUGCAAAGACUGAAGCCGAGGAGAUGGCCCUGGAAUACGGAGAGAAGAACGGGCUGCACGUCGUCACAUUUUGCCCUGGUCUGGUUUUCGGCCCUCUGUUGAAGCAUGUGGCGGUCAAUACCAGCAGCAAGGUCCUCGUCUACAUGAUAAAAGGAGGCCCCGACACGAUGAACAACAAGUUCUUUCCCAUAGUAGACGUUCGUGAUAUCGCCGACGCAUUGCUCCUGUUGUACAACAAGGCAGGGCAGUCUGAGAGAUACAUAUGCUCACUGGACCAAAUGGACCUAAAGGAUUUGCUCGCAAUCCUGAAGAGCAUGUACCCUAGCUACACUUAUGUAGACAAGAUGGUUGAUGUGGAUUUUAGCGUUGGAGUCACUUCGGAAAAGCUGAAGAAUUUAGGGUGGAAACCAAGGAAGUUGGAGGAGACACUCGCAGAUAGUAUCGAAUCCUACGAAAAAGCAGGGCUUCUUGGGGUUUCAGAUGACGAACCAUGCCGGCUUCCAUUCAUCUAUCGAAUGCCGCCUAUCCAGGAAUGAGAAUGAUCCCAUUAUUGUGCCAUUGAUUCUGCAUUUGGCCUGAAACAUCGUGAAAUGUGUUUCGCAAAAAUAAGCAAGGGUUAGGUCUCUAUUUCUCGACUCCUCCACUAGUCCAUUCAGGAUGGAUGCCAAUGCAAAUAUUGUGCAUUUGUGCUCACUUUCGUCAAGAGAAAGCGAGACUCGGGAGGAGUACUCUCAAAGCAGUGACUCCAGAUUUAUGAGCAUACCGUCUGGUCCAAGUGCUGAUAUGAAAGUCUAGUAAUGAGAAAUAGUAGAGAGAUAUUGUUUCUUAAUUUUGAUAUGGCUCUUAUGUCAAACUCAAGAGAAGGUUAUUUUUUUCUC